Molecule: messenger RNA, 771 nt
Organism: Polyodon spathula (Mississippi paddlefish)
Lineage: Eukaryota; Metazoa; Chordata; Actinopteri; Acipenseriformes; Polyodontidae
Gene: gng3
Product: guanine nucleotide binding protein (G protein), gamma 3
Exons: 3
Coding region: 93-320 (75 amino acids)
Biological process (GO): G protein-coupled receptor signaling pathway
Cellular component (GO): heterotrimeric G-protein complex
Molecular function (GO): G-protein beta-subunit binding
Source: RefSeq, a predicted model, not a curated record
UUGAUUGAUUAGUAUCGAUUGUGAAUCAGUUCAUUGUGCACCCAGAGCCUCGACUGAUCGACCGGCGCGUCACUCUGCGGCUGGACAGCGCUAUGAAAGGAGACACCCCUGUGAGCGGCACCAUGAGUAUCGGACAGGCUCGCAAACUGGUGGAGCAGCUGAAGAUUGAAGCCAGCAUGUGCAGAAUCAAAGUUUCGAAGGCAGCGGCUGAUCUGAUGGCGUUCUGCGACGCUCACGCCUGCGAGGACCCCCUGAUCACCCCCGUCCCGACCUCCGAAAACCCCUUCAGAGAGAAGAAAUUCUUCUGUGCCCUGCUGUAAGAGGAGAGCAUCACACACACACACACUGAUCACCCCCGUCCCGACCUCCGAAAACCCCUUCAGAGAGAAGAAAUUCUUCUGUGCCCUGCUGUAAGAGGAGAGCAUCACACACACACACACUGAUCACCCCCGUCCCGACCUCCGAAAACCCCUUCAGAGAGAAGAAAUUCUUCUGUGCCCCGCUGUAAGAGGAGAGCAUCACACACACACACACUGAUCACCCCCGUCCCGACCUCCGAAAACCCCUUCAGAGAGAAGAAAUUCUUCUGUGCCCUGCUGUAAGAGGAGAGCAUCACACACACACACACUGAUCACCCCCGUCCCGACCUCCGAAAACCCCUUCAGAGAGAAGAAAUUCUUCUGUGCCCUGCUGUAAGAGGAGAGCAUCACACACACACACUGAUCACCCCCGUCCCGACCUCCGAAAACCCCUUCAGAGAGAAGAAAUUCU